AUGACAACCUUCCCGUCGCCUCUAGAGCAAUGGACGAAGUUGUUCCAGGAGGCCGAGAGGCUACUCAGCGAGGUCGUGGAGAGGAUCGCCCAGAGGGAGUCUGUUCCAGCGUCGCUGCCGGUAGAGCUGCGGCAACGGACCGCGGAGAUCAGGAGGAAGGUGUCCAUCGUCCAGACCAAGAUGGGCCUGAUGCAGGAGGAGCUGUCCAAACUCUCAAGCAAGCAAAAUAUAAGCUUGAAGGAGAUGCGCAAGCUGGCGGAGAAGUUCUCUGCCCUCGAGCUUAGGGUGAACAAGGUGGCUGCACCGUUCAGCAUGAAGAACUCCUCCAACAGGAACGACCUGCUUGGACCGAGCGAUAGCAGGGGCGCUACGGUGGUCGACGUAAGCAGCUUGGCGAACAUGGAGGACCGUGAGAUCAUCGAGUUGCAGAGGGACGUCAUGAAACAGCAAGAUGAGAGUUUGGACAGGCUGGAAGAGACCAUCGUCAGCACCAAGCACAUCGCACUGGCGAUCAACGAGGAGCUUGACCUACACACCAGGCUAAUUGACGAUUUGGACGAGGGGGUCGAGGACACGAGCUACCAGCUUAAUCGCGCGCAGAGGAAACUCAAGUCUCUGAAUACCCGGAUGAUUAAAGGAGGCUCAUGCACGUGCGUCCUCUUGUCGCUCAUCGCCGUUGUGAUCUGCGUCGUCAUGAUCUGGGCUCUUAUCGUGUUCUAG
Lolium rigidum is the source of this 720-nucleotide messenger RNA. RefSeq names its product syntaxin-52-like. Gene Ontology annotation, cellular component: endomembrane system; SNARE complex. The coding region runs from base 1 to 720 and encodes 239 amino acids. The transcript has 6 exons. Gene Ontology annotation, molecular function: SNAP receptor activity; SNARE binding. The record is from RefSeq and is a predicted model, not a curated record. Lineage: Eukaryota; Viridiplantae; Streptophyta; Magnoliopsida; Poales; Poaceae. Gene Ontology annotation, biological process: vesicle fusion; intracellular protein transport.